AUCCUUGUUUUCGAAUCCGCUCUCUCUGUUUGGCUACAGCCUGAUAACAUCAGCGAUUAGCUGCUUCUAAAUUAAAAGGUUGACUGUGACCAGAAGGAAUUAUAAACACGGGCUGCACACAACAUUUCAAUAUCUGAUAUAAUAAUCUGUGUUUCUGCAACAUGACGCACAAGUCGAUUACGUGCCGUGAGUCAGUCAUUCAGGCGAACUGCAGCCCCUGGGUGCUCUCCACGGGGCUCGGGGCCGGAAUGCAAACAAAGCUGGUCACACCCAGACCUCGCUUCUAAAAAGAGCCUCCACGUUUGCAAGAUUUCGCAUCAGUGUUCGUAGUGUGGCCUCACUGGCUGCAGGCACUCCAACAGUUCCACGACCAUCUGACCGGUAUACAGCAAAACAUUCAGUUUAUGGUGGAGAUGGAGAGGAAUGGUCGCCUCCUGUUCCUGAACAUUCUAAUACAACAGAAACUGGAUGGCAGCCUCGGACAUGGCGUCUAUCGGAAACCUACUCCCACGGACUUGUAACUCAACUAUAACAACUACCAUCACGUCUCCCAACAUGGAGUGGUUCCUUCUGCCUUGAUUAACUGUGCAGAAACUAUUUCAGACCCCGAGAGUCUCUCCGAGGGAAUAAAAGAAUUAUGCACAACAUUCCUACAGGAUGGCUACAAGAUGAGGGAAAUCAAUCGGGCCCUUAACAGGGCCAAAGGAAAACUCAGGAAACCGAACAAUGAGGAGGAACUCGUCACUACUGCCUGUCUUCCCUAUAUUCCCACUGUUUCUGGAAGGAUCGCCAGGAUCCUGAGGAAAUACAGGAUUAACACCAUUGACAACCCCGUAAGGAAGCUCAAAUCACAGUUUAUGGGGGUCAAAGAUGACCUGGGACUUGCAUUGGCUGGCAUUUACAGGAUUCCCUGUGAAUGAGGAGUAGCGUCUAUAGACCAGACAGGAUGCACAGUGGAAACUUACAUCAAGGAGCACAUGAGGUGUAUCUGUUUGGGUUACCCGGAGAAAUCGGCCGUAGUAGAACACUUCGAUGGUUUGACUUUGAUGGCACAGAACAACUGAAAAAAGCCAAUGGCUUUUGGGACCACCUGGUGAAGAAAGCCAUUGAAAUAAAACUAGAGGAAAAUAACUUUAACAAAGACGAAGGUCUCGCUCUAAGUAAGAACUGGAAUUCGAUUGUAAACAAGGUGGGAGAGCGGAGACCUGAUUGGAUGAGAACUAACUCGAAGACUACCACACACAGGAGGUUGUGGUAGAACAAAGGACCCUACGAAUCAAAGAAAUCAAAGAAAAUCAAAGAAACAAAGAAUCCUGGAAAUUCUUGUCAAUGUUCCUCGCCUUCUGCAUGCCCCCUUGGCUGAACAGAGGAGCACUUUUACUAAUAGACUAAGACAACUGCACUGCUUCGAAGAGUGCUAUGUGAGGUCAUUCUUACCCUCGGCCAUUAGGCUCUAUAAUGAGUCAACCUACAGCCGGGAAAGUGAUGACUCCCUCCUGUUAGACUGUUUGAGCCUUUUCAGAUCCUGUGUAGUGGGCCCUCAUCGUCCAUUCAGGCGUCUGACGGAGGGUAGUAACGAGAAGAGGGCAUGUCCGCACGGUAAUGCUUCAACUCCUUCCAGUGGUGCCUAGAUCUGUGGAUCACAGUCGUAAGAAAAGGGCCAAGCCAGUUAAGGGAGGAGAAGAGAUUUCUUCACCCAGAGAGUCUGCCUGACCCACUGAGUUCCUCCAGAAGUUUACCGGUUUGUCCAGCAGGUGGUGGUGUUGUCCCACAGGCAAACAGAUCAACUCCAUUCCAUUGCAACGGGCUAGUUGUGGAUGGUGGUAAACAGGUGGUUACUGGGUCACCCAAGAGAGAGCAGCACAACUACACACACAAAAUGCUGGAGGCCAUGCAGCAUCUAUGGAAAAAAGUAAAUAGCCGACGUUUCUGGCCGAGACCCCUCGUCAGGACUGCAGAAAGAAAGAUGAAGAGUUGGAGUAAGGAGGUGGCAGAAGGGGAGGAAGAAGCACAAGGAGUACAAGAAAAUUCGGCAUGUCCCCGACGACUCUUACCAAUGCACCAUUGAAAGCAAUCUGCCUGGAUACGUCACAGCUUGGUAUGGUCUGAAAGAAACUGCAGAGGGUUGUGGACACAACUCAGCACGUCACGGAAACCGGUCUCCUACCUAUGGACUCUGUCUGUAUUUCUCACUGCCUCACGGUGGUCUUGCUGGCCUGCCUGCAACUGGGCUCCGCCUACAGACUGGCGUGUUACUUUGCCAACUGGGCUCAGUACCGACCCGGAGCGGCGAAAUACGUCCCCGAUGACAUCGACCCCUGUAUGUGCACCCACCUGAUCUAUGCCUUUGCCGUAAUGAGCAACAACAAGAUCGUCACCUACGAGUGGAACGACGUGACCCUCUACCACUCGUUCAACGCGCUGAAGACCAGGAACAAAAACUUGAAAACCCUGCUGUCUGUCGGAGGCUGGAACUUCGGAACUCAACAGUUCAGCACCAUGGUGUCCACACGUGAAAACCGUCAGACCUUCAUAACAUCCGCCAUCAGCUUCCUCCGAAAGUAUGGCUUUGAUGGUUUGGACAUCGAUUGGGAAUAUCCUGGAUCGAGGGGAAGUCCUCCGCAAGACAAGCAUCUCUUCACCGUGCUAACUCAGGAGCUGGUCUCAGCCUUCGAGGCCGAGGGGAAGAGUACAGGGAGGCCGCGGCUCCUGCUCUCGGCGGCCGUGGCUGCCGGCAGACCCACCAUCGAGACGGCCUACGAGAUCCCUCAGCUGGGACAAACUCUGGACUUUUUCAACGUGAUGACAUAUGAUUUCUAUGGAUCCUGGAACCCGUUCACCGGGGAGAACAGUCCUCUCUACGCACUCCCUAAUGCCCGCGGCAACAACGAGUUCUUCAAUGUGGACUACACCAUCAAAUACUGGAAGGAUAACGGUGCUCCGGCCGAGAAGAUCAACGUCGGAUUCCCUGCCUACGGACGCAGCUUCACACUCCGAACGUCCAGCACGGCGGUGGGAGCCCCAUCUGUGGGCCAGGGGCCAGAGGGUCACUACACCCAGGAAGCCGGCUUCAUGGCAUACUUUGAGAUCUGCCUCUUCUUAAAUGGUGCUACGCAGAAAUGGGACGCUCCCCAGAUGGUCCCAUACGCCUACAAGGGAAAGGAUUGGGUUGGAUAUGAUAACCCAAAGAGUUAUGAAAUCAAGAUCAAGUGGCUGAAGGAGAACCAGAUCGGAGGAGCCAUGGUGUGGACCCUCUCCCUGGACGAUUUCAGCGGCACCUUCUGUCACCAGGGACGCUACCCUCUCAUCAGCAAGCUGCACUCUGAGCUCAACAUUAACCCAGAAUGCGUGGCUCCUCCUCUCCCCACCAGUGCUCCCACAAAAAGUCCUGGCAACCUCAACUUCUGCAAAGGGAAAUCCAAUGGUUUCCAUGCCGACCCCCAGAACAAGAAUGUCUACUACCAGUGUGUGAACGGAAAGACCUACAUUCGACAGUGUGACAGUGGGCUGGUCUUCGAUCCGUCCUGUGAUUGCUGUAACUGGGCUUAAGGAGUGGUUUCAAACAUUCAAGCUUGGAGGUGCCAGAAACAGCUAAACGAUUUCACUACUUCAACAAGUUCAGAA
Molecule: messenger RNA, 3624 nt
Organism: Hypanus sabinus (Atlantic stingray)
Lineage: Eukaryota; Metazoa; Chordata; Chondrichthyes; Myliobatiformes; Dasyatidae
Product: acidic mammalian chitinase-like
Exons: 16
Coding region: 2170-3549 (459 amino acids)
Biological process (GO): chitin catabolic process; carbohydrate metabolic process
Cellular component (GO): extracellular region
Molecular function (GO): chitin binding; chitinase activity
Source: RefSeq, a predicted model, not a curated record